Messenger RNA from Microplitis demolitor, 4524 nucleotides. Its product is annotated as transcription factor GAGA. The record is from RefSeq and is a predicted model, not a curated record. Gene Ontology annotation, molecular function: protein binding. Gene Ontology annotation, cellular component: nucleus. Gene Ontology annotation, biological process: regulation of transcription by RNA polymerase II. NCBI's taxonomy places the organism in Eukaryota, Metazoa, Arthropoda, Insecta, Hymenoptera, Braconidae. The coding region runs from base 916 to 2064 and encodes 382 amino acids. The transcript has 4 exons.
ACUUGGCCUGAUCACAUGAGAAACAAUAUAUUUUAUACAUGUCUACAUAUAUUUUAUCAUUUAUAAAUAUAAAAUAUAAUUUGUCCACGCGUAUAAAACUCUUAUACACGUACAUUAAUAAAUUAUCUCCAUAUAAAUCAGUGUGUGUAUCAGUGCCGUCUAACCAAUAGAAAAAUAAAAACAAAAAUAAUAAAUUCUAGUUAAUAAAAAAAAACUACUCGAACGAUGAAUGAAAGGUUAAAAAAUUACAAACUAAUUAAUUAAUACACCACUAAUUAGUAAAUUAAUUAAUAUAAUACAUUAUAUUUUUUUAUCGUCAGUUCGAAUUAUAAAUGGGAUAAAAAAUAGUCAUAUAUUUAUAACAGUCAAAUAAUAGAAUGACGUGUUAUAUAUAUGUGAGCCAAAAUGUCUCGUCUCAGACAUUCUUGUCGUAGCCUCCAGCCAUACCUGAAAAGACAAUAAUAGAUUUGGCUGGAACCUACGGUCUGAUUAAAUAAAUAGGAUUGUCUCUACAUAUAUACACGCGCAUAUACUUAAUAUAUCUUUCUCUUUCUCUCUUAAACUUAAACUUAACUUUAACUCCUCCUUGAGUGAACUGACAUGACUAAGUAAAGACUCUAAUGUAAGAACUUAUAAAUUUUAGUAUCACACAGUCACGUAUUAAAUCUCUUACGUUAAACGUGUGUUAAAAACUUUGUUUUUUUAAAUUCUAUUCACUAUUUCUUUUAUUUUUAUUUAUCAAUCCAAGUAUGUAAAAAUAAUUUUAUUAAUGGCCAAUUAACAGAGUUAUAAAUUUUUUUUGGGUUAAAUAACCUUUCAUUCAGUAGCUUUGAGGUAGAUAAAAAAUAUAUAAAAUUUAUUGUGUGAAUAUUAGUAAUAAAAUAGAUAAAUUUUUAUAAAGAUUUUGAAAUAUUUAUGAUGGAAGGGCAACAGUUUUGUUUGAGAUGGCAUAAUUUUCAGAAUACGUUACUUAGUACGUUGCCUAAAUUAUUGGAUGGUGGUUACUUGACAGAUGUUACUUUAAGUGCUGGUGGCAGGCAUAUACGUGCACAUAAAAUUAUUUUGUCUGCUUGCAGUUAUUACUUCAAAGAAUUGUUUAAGGAUUUAAGUACUCUACAACAUCCUGUAAUAGUAUUACCAGGUAUGGAGUACUCAAAUUUAUGUGCAUUAGUAACAUUUAUGUAUAAUGGUGAAGUUAAUAUUUAUCAAGAACAAUUACCAGCACUUUUAGCAAUGGCUGAUACAUUACACAUACGCGGUCUUGCUGACAUUGCCGGGAAAAACUCUCAUCAAGACAAUGGACUAUUUAUUCACCCCACUGUACCAAAUGAAGAACCAGAAGUACCAAAUGACACGAUAAUAAAAGAAGAAAAAAUAGAAUCUUCCAAUUUAGGAUCAUCAAUGACAACAAAUUCUUCUAAUACCUCAAGUACCUCUAGCACAGCUAUACAAUCCGCAAACGAAAUACUCGAUUCAACAUCACAGUCACAGACAAAUGAUCCCGCUGAUGAUGACUUACUCAACGAUAAUCCGAACGAUAUACCAUGUAGUGUUAAAACGAAACCGUAUUAUUCAAUUAAUGCUAAAUUAGCUCAACGCGAACGCAAACAACAACAACAACAACAGCAGCUUAUGAAUUAUCAGAAUGGGCCGCAUCUAAAAGACAAAAAUAAUUAUAAUAAUGACGAUAUAAUGAUGAAUGAUGAACAAAAUAUAAUAAUAGAAGAUUUAAAAAAUAAUACUAUAAACGAUACAAAUUUACGAUUCUUAACAAAUAGUGCGGUAUCGGCAGCAGCAGCCGCUGCUGUUGCUUCGGGAAGAAAUAGUCAAACGUGCAAUAAAACUAGCGUUACUUGUUUAAUUUGCGGUAAACAAUUGAGUAAUCAGUAUAACUUACGGGUACAUAUGGAAACACAUAGUAAUAGCUCAUACAGUUGUACCGCUUGUUCGCAUGUAUCAAGAUCGAGAGAUGCAUUGAGAAAACAUGUCUCAUAUAGACAUCCUGUUGCUACACCACAAAAACGUCCGCGUUAUAGCCUUAAUAAACCAGAGAAUUUUGUGUGAUUUUAUUUUAUAAUUUUUUCUCUUUGUUUAGCGAAUUUAUUUUAUUUUUUUGUUUUUAUUAUAAUUUAACUAUUUGAAAUUUUUAAUAAAAUCCCUAUCAAAAGAAUCCAUGUGGGAUUGCAUGAGAGCCUAUAGAAAUCCAUAUAGAAAAGUAUGGAUUUAUGUGAGAAUCCAUAGGAAUUAAUGUAAGAGUGUAUGGGUUUGUACAAAAUCCACGUAGGAAAUCGUGGGUAUUUGAAUUUCCAUUAGGGAAAUCCACAUAGGAAACUAGAUGAAUGAAUUUCCAUGUAAGAAAUCCACAUAGGAAACGAUAGAGAUGGAUUCUUAUAUGGAAAAUCCACAUAGAAAACUGGAUACCUGAAUUCCCAUACGGGAAAUCCUUAUAGGAAACUGGAUAGAUGGAUUUCUUUAUGGGAUAUUCAUAUAGGAACCUGGGUUUCUAUAUCAGUAAUUUCUAUAGAAUCCGGGUAUCUGGAUUUCUAUGUCUAUCGUCUAUUGAUGCGCGUAUAUGAAUAAAAGAACAGAUUAAUAUUCCUAUAGGAAACCUAUGUGAAAAGGAAUCCAUCCGAAAACGCCAUGUGGGAACCCACAUAGGAAUCUAGGCUGUAUUCCCAUAUGGAUUUUUUUGAUAGGGAUAUUUAAAACACAUAUAUAAAAUAAAUUUUAUUUAUGAUGCCAAAAUAAAUCCAAAAAUUAAUAUAUUUAAUUCCGAUUCGAGAUAUUAAAAUUUUCCAUUCAAAAUUUGAUUUAUAAUCAUUUUUUCUUUUAGUUUAAAAAAUAAGAAAAAAAGCAAAGAAACCAAUGAAUUUGCAAAAAAAAAAGUUGUUAAAUACUUUUUUUUAGUAAAAAUAUUUAAUUAUUUAAAUAAUUAAUGGGAUAGUUUGAAUUAUUUUAGUGAUAAAAAACAUUUCGCUGUGUUGAUUAAAAGUGCCUAUAAAAAAAUAUAUUAAUAUAUAAGAUAUAUUAAAUUCAUACUUGAAAUAAAGUUUAACGAAGAAGUAGAAAAAGUAAAUCAAUUAAAGACAAUGAAAUAAAUUAAAUUAAAUAUUGAUAAGAUAUUUUUAUGUCCUUUAUUAAAAAGUAAUUUAUAAUCAUAUAAAUACUUAAAAAAAAUGAAAAAAAAAGUCAAUUGUAUAUAGCUCAACGUGACCUGAGAUGACUGUUUGGAUAUCUAGUCCAUUAUGUUUUUUGGGAGGGGGGAUUAAUUAAAAAUAUGCCAUAUAAUUACCUAUAUAUAUAUAUAUAUAUAUAUAUAAACAAAUAAAAAAGACAAGAAAAUUUAAUAAUAAUAUUGCUGAUUUACAAACAAUUUAUUAAGAAUUCAAGUAGACAAAAAAAAUUAUUUAAUUUAGAAAAUAAUUUCAAUUAUUAAUAAUUAUUACUGUGUUGUGUAGAUUUUUAUUGGCCGUAGAUAAGCAAUAACGUGUUAAGUAGCAUAGCCAUCAUUUUGAGAACAUUGCGUUUAAAAAUUGGUAGCGACUUUCAGUGAAAUUUCUUCCGAAAUCAUUUGAGCAUAAAUUGCUAGAGAGGUUAGAAAUCUAGUACCCGAUUGCUCAUGUAUUUGUAUAUCUAUAUUUACUAAAUUUUACUAGUCAAAUUCAAUUAACUCGGACAGUUUUUCUCGGAAAAUUUCGGCUUAUCGAAUGCCACUUAGCGAGUGGGAGACAGAAUUACUCGUAGUGGGGGUCAAGAUUCAGGAAGUUCCGACUUAAUGGAGUUCGACUGUACAUGGAAUGAUCGGGUACUAGAUUUUUUAACUUAUGUACUUCUAUUAAUUGAUAGUGAUCAGUACUAUUCAGAGAGUAGUAAAUACAGUCUAGUUAGCAUUCAAUACUUUCUAAAAUUUUGUUUUUUUUCAAGAAGUACUCAGUACUAUCCCAGAGAGUUGCCACUACUAUAUUGUUUUUUCCGUGUAACAAGCUAACUCUAUUUAGGAUUUUUGCAGAAACGUACCAAGUUACCAGAAUUUCCAUUAUAGUCAACAACUAGCCCUCUAUGAUCUAGUAUUUAAAUUCGAACUUGACUCAAUUUUCCAAAAAGUUUUAUUCCGGAUAAUUAAUUUGUAACAAUUUUGUAGAUUUUAUGAUUGAAAUGAAUUUUGAUUCAAUGCUUACUCGAAAAAGAUUUUUAAAUUACGAAGGAAUCAUUUGGUAUGAAAAUUUAAAAAAUUAGCUUUUGCCGGUCGAAAAGUUAUUGCUUAUCUGCGUCUAAUUAAUCAAUUAUAUUUUGAAUAAUUUUUUCUUGAGAUUUAAUUAAAAAAUAUUUUUAAAUUUAUAAAUAAUUAUGUUCAUUAUUGAACUUACAAAAAUUUUUUUAAGAGAAUCUCAAAAAAGUUAUUUCAUUGCGGGAUUAAAAAUAUUUAUAAAAAUUUGUUCAUAAGUAUUUAGUUGAAUGAUAAUAGAUAUAUAUAUAAAAAUUGUUUAGAGAGUUGGAGAAAAGAAAAAAUGAUUGUUGUAUGUA